AUGGAAGACCCAUCACACCUCCCGGAGGAGGAACGAGCUCAGAGUCAGGAUCAGGAUCUGACUCCAGCUACCGAACCUCGGUUGACAUCACAGAUACCUGGGGCGUACUCGACGACGGAGGGGACUCACCCAUACACAGCCUCCUCCAUGUCUCUACAAUCAGAAGAGACGAGUCAGGAAGCGAAGAAGAGGGGUCUGUGGAAUCAAGCGAGGGAGGUUAUCUCAACCUUUGGGACGAAGAAGGAAGGAGGCUCCAAAGCUUCCUCGAGAACGACGGCGGCCCGGAAGAAGAACCUGACCGUGAUCCCAGAGACGAGUGGGCCAGAAGGGAAGUCGAAGGAGGAAUCCCCAGCGACGACCUUGAACAAGAUGAUGGAGAGCUUGGUCUUGGGGCCUCCGCCGCAACUACCACCCGUCCAAUUGAGCCCAGGACCUCUGGAUCAAGAGUGGUGGCGAAUAGCUGGCCAACGGACAGAGGGAUCCCAAUCACCUGGCACCCAGCCACCUCCUGGGUCUUCGCAAGGGAAGAAGCUCCUGUGGCCAGAGUACCAACCCUGGGGCCCUCGACAGAGCCCACCCAAGAGGAACCUGCCCGAACCUCCCUCUCCGAUGAAGAGAAUCAGCAGAUCUGAGACGAGAUCGAGGAACAUAACCCCGAUCGAGCUGAGCCAGAUACUCGCUCCGACCAACUCCCCAUCAUCACCGCUUUCACCCCGGGCGUCCCGCCAAGAGCGUUCCAACUCCCCGUCCCCCAGUACCAGCGACCAUGGCCACUUCUCUACCACACGCUCGUCGAGUCCCUCCAGCUCACAAGAACUGCCUGGCUCGCCCCAGACGUACAGGCCCGAAUGGACAGAGCAAGAGAGAACGACGCACAAAUCUGAAGUGCCGAAAUCGCCAAUCUCCAGGGGCUAUACCCCAGUGGAAACUGGGACCUCCCCCUUGAACCAGACGCCACCAGCGAUGAAAUCGCCUGAAGAAUCGGGACCAUCACCCUCCGAUACACCGGAGCUGUAUGACGAGCUGGAGCGGACCUUGAGGAGCAACGACAAGCCUGGUAUAACUACCAGAGCGAGCUCUACGACAAGGAGUCCGACCUCUACCGUGCCGGCUACCGGCCGACAAAUACGCCCCCUGAGUCAUGCAAUCAGGGCGACCAUCCUCGUGGAGGUCUGUCGGGUAGUCACUAGAGAAGUGACACUUGCCGUCUCCCAAGAAGCUAUCCCCAUCGAAACCUCCAUCCUGGAGGAUAGAUGUGAGGACACACCACCCCCAUCCUACAGCAGAUCCAGUGAGGACUUCCCCAUCCGCUUCAUCAUCCUCUCCAACAACUCUGACAUGGGAGGAUGGACCACAUCAGAAAGCUCAGUCACUGUAGUCAAGGAAGAGCCAAGACCAGGCAAGCAUGAAAGGAAAUGGGCGAGCGUGUUUUCACUCCCAUUACUAAAGAGGAAGAAGGGCAAGGGCAAGGAAGUAGCCCCUCCCCCACCUCAACAGAGAACUCAGCUACCCUCCCUGGAUAUGAUUCCGAUGGCAACCGCCUCUAUCAAAGAGGACUUAGAUAUCAUCUGGGAGAGGGAAGAGAGGCUGAAGAUGGAGCUGGAAGCAGUAGCGAUGAGGAAGGAGGAGCUUCAGAGGAGGAGCACCCUGGCAAAGGCUGGUACGUGGGCCUACCCCGAGGGUUACCCAGACCCCUCAGUAACUGGUCCCCUCCCCAACUCGACUCCAGGGGAGGAACAUGGCACUGGCACUAUUAAGCCAGGGACCGAACCCCAACCCUCUCCGAGCUCAGGUCAUACUUUGUGCCCAGCAGAAGAACUGACACUCCCAUCCUCGUCAACAACAGAGCAGAGGCAGUUACCACCAAGCUCGAUGAGUGCAGACCCACCUACAAUGCCGAUGCCAGCUGUGAUGUAUGCCACCAAAUACAAGACUUCACAGAUGCCCAGCUCAUGGCAGAAGGGAUUGAACCCCCCUCCUCCAUCAUCCCCUACGUCAUCUAUCCACUCACAGCAGAGCACCUGCUCACAGCCCCAGUCCCAUUCGUGGCCCCAUGGGUCUGGGAUCGACCCCGAAGACCGGACUUCAAAAGGGUCAUCAAAAGGGUCCAGGAGUGGGCCAGAAUCAUCUGAAACUGGAAUCAGAUCGUCACCGGAAGCAUGGAGCCUUUUGAAUGAGUCCGACCCAUCAGACUUUGAAGAAGAAGAAACCUUCAGGAAGCCUGGCAAUGUGCUGCCUUCAAUCUGGAGUGGCAACACUGGGCAGGAGAGUAUGGCAAGGAUGAUGUACUCCCAGAAUUUGUGGAAGGAUCUAGCUUGGGAGCCUACUGAAGCCGAGCUAGAGAUCAUAACAUACCUAGAGAUGUUAUGA
Molecule: messenger RNA, 2370 nt
Organism: Desarmillaria tabescens
Lineage: Eukaryota; Fungi; Basidiomycota; Agaricomycetes; Agaricales; Physalacriaceae
Exons: 3
Coding region: 1-2370 (789 amino acids)
Source: RefSeq, a predicted model, not a curated record